Molecule: messenger RNA, 312 nt
Organism: Botrytis fragariae
Lineage: Eukaryota; Fungi; Ascomycota; Leotiomycetes; Helotiales; Sclerotiniaceae
Exons: 2
Coding region: 1-312 (103 amino acids)
Source: RefSeq, a predicted model, not a curated record
AUGGGCCAAUUCGUCGCCGGAAUUAUGUUGACGCUUUUCAUUGUCGGUUGCUUUCUUUCUCUCCUAUACUACGUCUGCAAGAAAUGGGAAGACUAUCACAACGCUCGCCUUGCCAACGAGGCCGACAACUAUGAGAUGGGAAGAUUGGAAAGCGGCGGUGCUAGUUUUGUUAGUGGUGACAGCGACAGGGAAGGAGGAACCGCUGCUGCCAGAGCCAAUGAAAACGCCACUGCUGGCAGAGCUGGUGGAGCUUCAGAGGGAGAAGAUAGUGAGGAUAUUGGUUUGGCUCGCACUCUACCGUUGGAUGGAUGA